AUUAUAGAAAAAAAUUUUUUAUUUAACUGAUAAAAAUGAGGGACGAAGUGAAGAUGGAUGCAAAUCGGUUAAUUGCCGAAGUUUACAAGCGGCCAGCGCUUUGGAACCAAAGGCAUAUCUCUUAUCAUAAUCGUGAGGUGACGAACCGCGUUUGGAUGGAAAUUGCAUCGAUAUUCAAGUUACCCACUGAGAAAGAUUUAAAUUGUAUAACCAGUAUUAAAAGCAAAAUGGAAAGGUUUGCGAGAUACUUUUCGAGCGGAAUUAAAAAAGGAUCAAGUUUAUCGCAAAAGUAAAUUUCAUCGAAAUAGGCCAGUAUGGAUACAUUUCAAAAGUUUGCAAUUUUUAAA
This is a messenger RNA of Apis mellifera (honey bee), 347 nucleotides long. RefSeq lists its product as uncharacterized. The record is from RefSeq and is a predicted model, not a curated record. The transcript is spliced from 3 exons. NCBI's taxonomy places the organism in Eukaryota, Metazoa, Arthropoda, Insecta, Hymenoptera, Apidae. Bases 36 to 293 code for a protein of 85 amino acids.